This is a messenger RNA of Macrosteles quadrilineatus (aster leafhopper), 7274 nucleotides long. Its product is annotated as cell adhesion molecule Dscam2-like. Lineage: Eukaryota; Metazoa; Arthropoda; Insecta; Hemiptera; Cicadellidae. Gene Ontology annotation, molecular function: cell-cell adhesion mediator activity. Bases 50 to 5647 code for a protein of 1865 amino acids. The transcript is spliced from 33 exons. The record is from RefSeq and is a predicted model, not a curated record. Gene Ontology annotation, biological process: homophilic cell-cell adhesion; dendrite self-avoidance; axon guidance. Gene Ontology annotation, cellular component: plasma membrane; axon.
GUGUCCUAGGGUGCGGGAGUGUUGUGUACGAGAGGGUCUACAACCCCACAUGGAUCCCCAUACACUCCUCGUCACAACCAUAACAGGGAUCCUGAUCUCCCUCGCCGCCGGAGACCUCAGCCACCUGAGAGGUCCAAGUUUCCUAAUGGAGCCUCCAACCAAGCUGGAGUUCAGCAACAGCAGCGGAGGUUGGUUGGAUUGCUCGGCUAGUGGCAGCCCUCCUCCAGCCCUGGAUUGGCUGUCAGUAGAUGGCAACAGCGUGUCUGACGUGCCUGGAGUACGACGAGUGCUGAGGAACGGGACUUUGGUGCUGCUGCCCUUCAGUGCUGAGGCGUACCGGCAGGACAUCCACAACACUGUGUACCGCUGCGUCGCGCAGAACGCUGUUGGGAGGAUAGUCAGCAGGGAUGUACAAGUUAGAGCAGUUGUAGCCCAGGCAUAUAAGGUAGCAGUUGAAGUCCUAGGGGCUGCCAGGGGGUGUACAGCUGUGCUACAGUGUGUGGUGGAUCGCUCAGUCAGAGACAUGGUCAAAGUUGUGUCUUGGGUACAAGAGCCUGGCUUCUUCAUCUACCCUUCUCUACAGGGAGAUGGCAAAUUCCACGUUCUACCAUCAGGAGAGCUGUUGGUAAACAAUGUGGAGUUCAGUGAUCAGUUCCCCGCCUACAGAUGUCGUACAAGACACAGACUGACUCGUCAAGUGGAGGUCAGCUCGCCAGCAAACGUCAGAAUACAGGAGCACCGAGGUAUUGUGACGCCAGUGAUGGUGGAACAUUCUCCCACAGUACAAGUGGCGCACGACGAAGGGGCCGUGUUGUUGUGUUUGGCCCAGGGAUGUCCUUCGCCUGAUUAUAGGUGGUACCACGUCCAGCCGGGGUACGACGCAGUGGCAGUAGUGGCCGGUACCAGGGCCAGGAUGUUAGGGCCAGUGUUGGCUAUAGAGGCGGUAACAGACGAGGAUGCUGGGAUAUAUAGGUGUUCUGCCACUAACGCUGGUGGGGAGGCCAGUGCUGAGCUUAGGCUUGUGGUCACCAACACACUGCAUGUCGAGGUGUCCCCAACAGUGCUGUCAGUUCACCUGGGAGGCACAGGAGAGUUCCGCUGCGUGGUUUCUCCGCCAGGCACCUACCUCAUGACAUGGUUCAAGGAUGGCCGCGUGCUUCCGGGGAUGUCCAGCGGGGACGCUCUGGUACUGACCGGUAUCACCAGGGAGGACCAGGGGAUGUACCAGUGCAUGGUGAGGAGGGCGGAGGGUGAGACGGCGCAGGGAGCAGCAGAGUUGCAGCUGGGAGACGCGGCUCCAGUGUUAUCAUACACCUUCAUAGAGCAAACUCUCCAACCCGGACCUGCAGUGUCUCUCAAGUGUAGUGCCCAGGGCAACCCCACUCCUCAAAUCACCUGGGCACUGGAUGGCUUCAGCCUUCCUAACAACGUCAGGUUUAUGAUUGGCCAAUACCUCACGAUCCACGGUGACGUCAUCAGUCACGUGAACAUCUCCAAUGUAGCGGUGGAGGACGGUGGAGAGUACUCUUGUACUGCGGAGAACAGAGCUGGCAAAGUCACUCAUUCAGCGAGGCUCAACGUAUACGGUUUGCCAUACAUUCGUCUUAUCCCCAAAGUAACAGCUGUAUCUGGUGAGACGUUCCAACUCAAAUGUCCAGUGGCUGGUUAUCCAAUAGAGGAGAUUCAUUGGGAACGAAGCGGGAGGGAGCUUCCAGAUGACCUGAGGCAGAAGGUGAUUGGCGGGACUUUGCUGAUAAGUCCAGUGCAGAAAUCAGCUGACGCCGGGGUCUACACUUGUUGGGCCAGGAACAAGCAGGGACAAAGCGCGCGAAGGAGCGGUGAGGUAGCAGUGAUCGUUCCUCCCGUAAUUGAACCCUUUUCGUUCCCCGGGGACGGGCUCCCCGAGGGGGCGAGGACCCGCAUGGUGUGUGGCGUGAGCAGAGGUGAUCCUCCCCUACACAUCGGGUGGCUCAAGGACGGAGCUAAGUUGCCUCCCCACCUGGGAGUAAACGUCUCUACCCUUGACCCCUAUUCUAGCCUCCUCAGCAUCCCUAGUUUGACAGAGGCCCACUCUGGUGAAUACACGUGUGUAGCCUCCAACCCGGCCGCUCGAGUGAGGUACACGAGUCGUCUUCAGGUCAAAGUUCCUCCUCGCUGGUUGGUCGAGCCUAAUGACGUCAGCGUUGAGCGCAACCGUCACGUGAUCAUCAACUGCCAAGCCCAGGGCGUGCCCCAGCCUGUUGUAGUUUGGAAGAAGGCCACUGGAAGCAAGUCAGGAGAGUACGAAGAAAUUAGAGAGAGAGUCUACCAGAGAAUCCUUUCAAACGGAUCUCUUCUACUUCAGAACGUCAAAGAGGACAAGGAAGGAUUUUAUCUUUGUCAAGCUACCAACGGGAUAGGCAAUGGCAUAGGCAAAGUGGUCAACCUCAAAGUUAACUCAUCCCCCUACUUCUCCGCCCCAUCACGGGUGGUGACAGUCAAGAAGGGAGACACGGCUACUUUGAUGUGUAACGUCAAUGGUGACACCCCCAUCAAUGUACGAUGGCUCAAGGGGGGUAAAGGGGUUCAACUCUCACCGGCGUCAAAUUAUAGGCUACAAAUAAAGCAAGACAACACUCCUGAUGGUGUGGCAGCAGAACUACAGAUAUCUUCAACGGAGGCCAGUGAUAGCGGCGCUUACUUCUGUCAAGCGACCAAUCUCUAUGGCAAAGAUCAACAACUUGUUCAACUACUAGUGCAAGAGCCUCCAGAAAGCCCUUCUGACUUGAAAACAGUGAUGGUUAGCAGCAGAACUGCCAAUAUUCAAUGGCAUCACCAGUCCGGAGAGGUGACAAAGUUCAUCGUACAGUACAAGGAGGCAGACGCUUCCUACCAACAACUCGAGUUGAGUGGUCAACUGCGCGGAGCCUUGCUGGAGAACCUCAAGCCUGCCACAAGGUACACCGUCAACGUACAGGCUGAAGGUCCAGCGGGGCGGAGCCGGCCCAGCCAGCCGCUACACUUCCGCACCGAGCCCCAGCGGCCGGCCGGACCACCCCUUAGUGUCAGCGUACGGCCGGUCUCCUCUACUCAGCUGCUAGUCACGUGGGCUCCGCCCCUACCUGAACUGAGGCAUGGAGACGUCCAGGGAUAUUAUGUGGGCUUCAGAGAAAUCAGCUCCCCCAACGGGAACUACAAUAUGACAGCAGUUAGUGGAGUCAGUGAUGAGGGUGGUGGUGAACUGAUACUCUCGGGGCUGCUCAAGUACACCAGGUACGCCGUCGUGGUCCAAGCCUUCAACCAGGUCGGUCAGGGACCUCUGUCGGAACCCGUCUCCGCCCAGACGAUGGAGGAUGUGCCCAGCGCUCCACCAGAGGAUGUAAGAUGCGCUGCUCUCAGUUCCCAGAGUAUUCAAAUCAGCUGGCAUCAACCUCCACACCAGCACACCAACGGCAUGGUCUUGGGGUACAGGCUCUUCUAUGACACACAUGAUCAAGUACUCGACAUGGGGGUUGACUCCAGAAAGACCACUGCACUAACAAUUGUACUGACGGGUCUGCAGAAGUUCACUAACUACAGUGUGCAAGUACUAGCAUUCACCAGAGUUGGGGACGGAGUGCCUUCCAGACCCAUCUACUGCCAGACCGAGGAAGACGCCCCAGGAUCCCCAGCUGAUAUCAAAGUAGCUGUCAGUUCCUUAACAUCCCUGGUUGUAUCAUGGUUACCUCCUAAUGAUCCUAACGGCCUUAUCACCAAGUACAACCUUUAUACUAGAGUGGUUGAUGGAAGAGAAGAACUUAACCAUGGAAAGAGGUCCCUACCCAGUCAACACACGAGCUAUGAGGCUAAACAACUUCAACAACACGUAGAAUACCAGUUCUGGGUAACCGCUUCUACUAGGGUGGGCGAAGGUCAAAGUUCUCGAGUUGUUGCUCACAUGCCCACGAGUAGAGUUCCCGCCAAAAUAACCUCGUUUGGCGGGCUGGUGCUGCGCCCCUGGAGGAGUUCCGUCUCCCUCCCCUGUCACCUGGUGGGAACUCCUCUGCCACGACGUGAGUGGCUACGAGACGACCGUCCCCUCCAGGCUGCGGGUCACAGCCAUAACACACAGCUGAUGGAGUCUGGGGAGUUGGUGGUGUCAGGGCUGCAGAGAUCUGACAGUGACAACUAUACAUGUAGAGUGGAGAACAACUUGGGCUCUGACAGUAUACACUACACUCUGGUGGUGCAAGUGCCUCCCAGUGCUCCAGUGUUGUACGUCACCAGUGCCACUAGCGCCAGUAUCCUGCUCCAUUGGAAGGCCGGUGACAACGGCAACGCCGCAAUCACGGCAUAUACCCUCAACUACCGCAGAGCACACGGUGACUUGCAGGAGCUGUCGCUGUCAAGGAGGACUACGGGGUAUGAGCUUAAGGGUCUCUUGUGUGGCAGCACAUACCACAUCUACUUGUCUGUUCACAACCAUCUCGGAAGUUCACCUCCAAGCCCUACUUUAUCUGUCAGGACCCAGGGACAGUACCCGGGGACUCCGCCCGCCUCUACCUUCCUCACCCCGAACUCCACCUCCGUCAUGCUGCGCCUCCACGUCUGGCCGGACAACGGGUGUCCUCUGUUGUAUUUCGUGGUCCGCUACAGACAAGCCAACGGCCCGGAGUGGAUACUGGUUUCAAACAAUCUGAAACCUCAGAGACGGUACACCAUGACUGGUCUGCUGCCUUCUACAGAAUACCUUCUGCAAGUAGAAGCACACAACAUCGCUGGCUCGUCCACUGGUGACUACACGUUCUACACGCUCACUAAAGAUGGAGAACUUCCUCCACCAGAACUAAUACGUAGAGGGCAGCUGUCUAAGCCGUUCUACACGGACUUCCGCGUUCUUCUCCCGCUGCUGGUAGCUACCCUAGGACUGCUGGCAGUCGCCGCUGCCUUCUUACUGUGCAGAAAAACAAGACGAGAGAGGCCAGUAAAGGAGACUUUAGACAACCAGCAGAACGCUGAAGCUCAGAGAGAGCGAUACUACGCCACCAUACAUAAGGUGGCACUUCAGGCGAACUCGGACAAAAUACCAGAGACCUCAGAGGACAUAUCUCCGUACGCCACGUUCCAGCUGGCCGACCCCAACAACACCCUGCUUCACAGCUUCAUGUAUCACGAGCAAGCUAUGACUGAGGGUUGUGCCUCCCCCCCUCCACCAGGGGUAGGUCCACGACACUUCUCUAGCUCCAAGGUGCGACGCGCCCGAAGACGCAGCAGCCGUAAGACUGACGCAGAAACUGACGAGUCAGACAGCGAAGCAGAUCAGCUGACUAGCAGCCGGACUGAGAGCUCCAAUCAGCUGGACGCUGCUAAGCAGCGGCAAAGCCAGUACUUCAUCUAUCAUGGAGCACAGUCAAGCACAUCUUCAGAUAUUUCACCAAUGUCUGAACAGAAGUCUCUACCAAGGAGGGGAGGACGAUCAAGAUGGCUGUCACCCGGCAAGUCGGCCAUGAGGACUUCGCUGUCCAUAGCAGAAACGUCGUUUAGAGGCGCUCCGACACAGAGUUCAGAGCUGAGUGAAGCGGAGUGUGACAUUGACACUAUCAAGAAACUCAAACUCGGACUGCGAUCUAGUUUGUGGUCAAGACCAACCAACCACAACCAAGCGUCAGACUACUCUAUAGCCGUCUAGCCAGACCGACGGGCCCUUCAGUCCAUAAAUGAAGUGAUUUGAGCAUCUAGUGUUGGUUUGGGGUAUGAAUUGAAACCAUCUAACGUUUGUUCAAGACCUCCCAACAACUAAAAAUCAAACGUCUUUUAUUCAUAAAGCUAUAUCGUUGGGCCUGUCUGCAAGCAAAUUGAAGUUAUUGUCUACUUUUGAAAGGAGGAGUGAAAUUUAUCGGGAACACCAAAAAAGGCAUCAGACUACACGUCAAACCAGACCGUAGGGCCUUCUGUGUGUAUUUGAAGUGAUCCAAACCUGUAGCGUUGAUUAGUAAGAGAAACCAUCUUGAAGGACUUGUUUUUGGUAUUUACCAACCAAAUAUCAGACCAAUCUACUACAACCAUCUAGUCAGACUACCAACAUUUUUAGUCAGGAAUUGGAGUGAUCAGCGUCUGUAGACAUAAAAGAGUGGAAAGGGGUAGAAGAAAUAUCUAUCCUAGAGACAACAACGGCUUUACUUAUACCACUUCAUGUGUUGUGGAUGUUUUAUGUUUCGAACUCUUCGGACUAUUAGUGAAAAGGGUAAAACAGGAGUAGAGACUAAGGGUAAAAGUGAGGAUUUAGUUUUAUGUGAGUUAUCCUAUUCUACAGAACUGCCUAAGCCACAAACGACGCAUUUAUCGGUUGUUUAAUGUCAGACUAACAUCAGACGAGUGUAUAGGUGUGACUAACCUGAGAUGUGGUCAAAAAUAUAAACUCUAACAUAAUUUUGAAUUAUAAAAACAAUUAGACAUUAAAAAAAUAUAUGAACUAUAAUUUGAGUUGAAACAGACUUGUUCUUUUUCAACAAGAAGUGAUCUGAGGGACAUUCUCAUUAAACAUUUAUUACUACUUAAACAUAUCUGGAUACUAUUAAAUUAAAUGUUAAUGUUAAAUGUAAAAACAUGACUGUGAUGUAUGUUUAAACCCGUGUUUUCUUUAUUUUCUUUCUGUUCACGUUUUAUCUGCUGAUUUUACAUGCUUUUAGUUUGGUGGAAAUGUUAACAUUAUUUUCAUAACAGGUAUAAAAAUCAUGUUAAGUUUACAAAACAAAGUGUACUGGAGACAAAAUGCUAUUUCCUUCUUUCAUUUUAAUAAAUUUAGACUACAUGUCAGAAAUAAUAUUGUUUCAACUAUUCACGGCAACAUGGUAAAAAUUUGCUCAAUUAAUUGAGUAUUAUAAAUGUGUUCAAAGUGUAAAUAUGUACAUACGAAUAAAAAUCACUUGUAAAUCAUUCUUGAUAUUGCAUUUUAUAUGUAACAUACUGUGGAGAUUGUAUAACACUAAUGUAUAGUUUGGUUGUCUUUGAGAUUUUUUACGAUAUUACUUAGAAAUAAGAAGGAAAGUGAGUGAAGACUGCAAUGAACAGUGAGUGACCUUAAACUUUAGGGGUGGAUGAUUAUUUUGGAGAAUUAUCUAGUAUCCAUUUUUUUCCUUUUAUUCGAAUGUCAUAAUACAUUUUAAGAACUUUUGAUCUUUAGUUCCCACUUUAUAUUACUAGUAAAUUAUUGUGGUAUCACAAUAUUUGAAUUAUUUGUAGAGUAAAAGAAAGAUUGCCACCAAAAGGUACGAAUGUAUUUUAUAUUUUUUAUUAAAAAAACAAAUAUCAAAUAG